CUAAAUCCCUUUGAGAUUCAGAUAACAAUGGGCUGUGAGCUGCACCCUGGGGGAGCCAAGGUAGCCUUCUAUCGAUUUGCUUAUCAAGGAUCAGAGCUCUUGUACUACCAGAACAAUUCAUUGUUUCCAUCUCCAAAUGGUGGAACAAGAGCUCAGGAUGUGUACAGACUAUUUAAUCAGAAUCGUGCCAUCAAGAAAAUAGUUCAGAAGAUUCUCAGUGACACCUGCCCACGUUUCCUCUUGAGUAUUCUUGAUGCAGGGAAGGCCGAUCUCCAGAGACAAGUAAAACCAGAGGCCUGGCUGUCCACUGGCUCUAAUCCUGGUCCUGACCAUCAGAUGCUGGUUUAUCAUGGCUCUGGUUUGCAUCCGAAGUCAAUUUGGGUAAAGUGGAUGCGAGGUGAACAGGUACAACAGGGCACUCAACAAAGUGAUAUCCCGCCCAAUGCUGAUGGCACAUGGUACCUUCAGGUUUUCUUGGAUGUGGAAGCCACUAAGACAUCUGGCCUGUAUUGCCGGGUGAGACAUAGCAGCCUAGGAGGCCAGGACAUCCUCCUCUACCUGGAACAUCAUCAAGGCUCCGUGGGCUGGAUCAUCUUGGCAGUGAUGGUGCCCCUGGUGCUUCUGACAGCUCUUGCAUUUUGGCUUAGGAAGCGCUGGUGA
Messenger RNA from Myotis daubentonii (Daubenton's bat), 660 nucleotides. RefSeq names its product T-cell surface glycoprotein CD1a-like. Lineage: Eukaryota; Metazoa; Chordata; Mammalia; Chiroptera; Vespertilionidae. Gene Ontology annotation, biological process: antigen processing and presentation, exogenous lipid antigen via MHC class Ib; positive regulation of T cell mediated cytotoxicity; immune response. The record is from RefSeq and is a predicted model, not a curated record. The annotation marks the transcript as partial. Gene Ontology annotation, molecular function: endogenous lipid antigen binding; exogenous lipid antigen binding; lipopeptide binding. The transcript has 3 exons. Gene Ontology annotation, cellular component: external side of plasma membrane.